Eutrema salsugineum is the source of this 1542-nucleotide messenger RNA. Its product is annotated as delta(12)-fatty-acid desaturase. Gene Ontology annotation, molecular function: oxidoreductase activity, acting on paired donors, with oxidation of a pair of donors resulting in the reduction of molecular oxygen to two molecules of water. The transcript has 2 exons. Gene Ontology annotation, biological process: lipid metabolic process. Bases 167 to 1318 code for a protein of 383 amino acids. The record is from RefSeq and is a predicted model, not a curated record. Lineage: Eukaryota; Viridiplantae; Streptophyta; Magnoliopsida; Brassicales; Brassicaceae.
CUUGCCAUUUGCCAUUUGCAUCUGACCAGAAUUUACCACAAUAGAGAGAGAGAAGAGAAGAGACAAGAAGAGAGAGAAGCGAGAGAGAGAGAGAUUUUGCGGAGGAGCUUCUUCGUAGGGUUCAUCGUUGUUAACGUAAACCUUCCCCUACGUCAGCUCGAGAAACAUGGGUGCAGGUGGAAGAAUGUCGGUUCCUACUUCUUCCAAGAAGUCUGAAACCGAUGGCCUUAAGCGUGUGCCGUGCGAGACACCGCCAUUCACGCUGGGAGAGCUGAAGAAAGCAAUCCCACCGCACUGUUUCAAACGCUCCAUCCCUCGCUCUUUCUCCUACCUCAUCUGGGACAUCAUUAUAGCCUCCUGCUUCUACUACGUGGCCACCAACUACUUCUCUCUCCUCCCUCAGCCUCUCUCUUACUUGGCUUGGCCUCUCUACUGGGUCUGUCAAGGCUGUGUCCUAACCGGAGUCUGGGUUAUAGCUCAUGAAUGUGGCCACCACGCUUUCAGCGAUUACCAAUGGCUGGAUGACACAGUUGGUCUUAUCUUCCAUUCCUUCCUCCUCGUCCCUUACUUCUCCUGGAAAUACAGUCAUCGCCGUCACCAUUCCAACACCGGAUCACUGGAGAGAGACGAAGUGUUUGUCCCUAAACAGAAAUCCGCCAUCAAGUGGUACGGCAAAUACCUUAACAACCCUCUUGGACGCACAGUGAUGUUGAUCGUACAGUUCACCCUUGGCUGGCCCUUGUACUUGGCCUUUAACGUCUCAGGCAGGCCAUACGACGGGUUCGCUUGCCAUUUCCACCCAAACGCUCCCAUCUACAACGACCGUGAACGCCUCCAGAUAUACAUCUCGGAUGCUGGUAUUCUUGCAGUCUGUUACGGUCUCUACCGUUACGCUGCUGCACAAGGAAUGGCCUCGAUGUUAUGCGUCUAUGGAGUUCCGCUUCUGAUAGUCAACGGGUUCCUCGUCUUGAUCACGUACUUGCAGCACACCCAUCCUUCGUUGCCUCACUACGAUUCAUCAGAGUGGGAUUGGUUCAGGGGAGCUUUGGCUACCGUAGACAGAGACUAUGGAAUCUUGAACAAGGUCUUCCACAACAUCACGGACACGCACGUUGCUCAUCAUCUGUUCUCCACGAUGCCGCAUUAUCACGCAAUGGAAGCUACCAAGGCGAUAAAGCCGAUACUCGGGGACUAUUACCAGUUCGAUGGAACACCAGUGUUUAAGGCGAUGUGGAGGGAGGCGAAGGAGUGUAUCUAUGUAGAACCGGACAGGGAAGGUGAUAAGAAAGGUGUGUUCUGGUACAACAAUAAGCUAUGAGGACGAUGGUGAAAGAAAUUGUCGGCCUUUCACUUGUCUGGUUGUCUUUGUUUAAGAAGCUAUGUUUUAUUUGAAUAAUCUUAUUGUCCAUUUUGUUGUGUUCUGACAUUUUGGCUAAACUAUGUAAUGUGGGAAGUUAGUGUUCAAAUGUUCUGUGUCUGUAUUGUUCUUCUCAUCGCUGUUUUGUUGGGAUCGUAGAAAUGUGACUUUCGGACAAUUAAACU